CACUGACAGAGUUAAGCCUGACAACUGGAUCUUGCAGCCGUCCUUCAGAGGUCUUCAUUCCAGGUGAGAAUAGAGUGAGCUACAAGGAGCCACAGUGUGUUUGUCUGCUGUCAUCUGAUCACAUCUGAUCAUCACACAGUAUCUAACCCAUCAGGAAUCCACUCUGUGUCUUUGAACUGAUCACCAUGGCGGAAGUUAUAGCAGGAACAGCAGCUGGAAUUAUUGGGGAGGCAACAGCGGUCGGUGCUGCAGUUGGUGAAGCUUCUCUCACACAUCGCCAGUGCACCAUUGACAUUAAGAAUGAAUGCAAAUUCAGCCUUUGUAAUCCCAGGAUGUACAUUGAGAGUGGAAGCUGUGCCAUACCUCUGUCACCUCUCAUUGCCCCUUCCAAAUGUGAUGUCGUGGAGUUCAGCAAGACUCCUAACACAGCAUGUGGAUCUGUUGGCGUCCUCACUUAUGAUCUCCUGGAGGAGGAUACAGACCAGCCCACUGAGAAAAUAGCUGUCAUGUUCUCUGUGCCCUUUGACUUUAAUAUGUACUCAAACUUGUACGCAGUGGGAAUCUUUGAAAAGAGCAAAGAGUGUGAUCAUGAUCUUUUUAAUGACAUGUAUUAUUACACCAGCCCAUCAUUUGUCAGGGGUAAAGCGAACGGCCCAGCUCUCAUUCAGGAGGGUGAUCAUGUUAAAGUCAUGGCAACAAUGUCAGACUCCUACCAACCUGUCAUGAAGGUGCAAGUCAUGAACUGCGUGACUAAAAUGUAAAAUGUCAAUCAAUUACUAAAUGACUCACUUGUGUAUUUUACCACAAUUCUGUUGUCGUUUUACAAAUUUAUACAGAUGGUUUUGGUGUAAUCACAUGGGCUGUCAGAGUAAAACACUGAUCUGGAAAAAUGAAAACAUUGUUCCAAUGCAUUCAAAAGGGGGGUUGCAUCUAUACUAAUAUAUAUUGAAAUACAGCAUUUUGAAUGCCUCUCCUCCUUAGCCCCAAAAAUAAAGAAAGCAGAUAAUAUUGAUAUCAUUCUGGAUGGAAAACUCUAUGUGAAAUUUGGCUCAAAAACAACAACAAAAGUUCACAAUUUUCAGUCAACACCACAGAUGAGAACAGGCAAUAAUAAGGGUCUAAAGUAGGGUCUCAACAUAAGUUAUGCUAUAUGUGUUUUUUGGCUGUGUUAUAUCAUUGAAAGGUUACUGACAGUUCCAAACUGAUAUGUAUAAAAUCUGUA
Messenger RNA from Thunnus maccoyii (southern bluefin tuna), 1222 nucleotides. Its product is annotated as DELTA-actitoxin-Ucs1a-like. The coding region runs from base 186 to 761 and encodes 191 amino acids. Lineage: Eukaryota; Metazoa; Chordata; Actinopteri; Scombriformes; Scombridae. The record is from RefSeq and is a predicted model, not a curated record. Gene Ontology annotation, molecular function: channel activity. Gene Ontology annotation, cellular component: pore complex. The transcript has 4 exons. Gene Ontology annotation, biological process: pore complex assembly; cytolysis in another organism; monoatomic cation transport.